Messenger RNA from Juglans regia (Persian walnut), 2260 nucleotides. RefSeq names its product protein NRT1/ PTR FAMILY 7.3-like. Gene Ontology annotation, biological process: transmembrane transport. The record is from RefSeq and is a predicted model, not a curated record. The coding region runs from base 99 to 1892 and encodes 597 amino acids. Gene Ontology annotation, molecular function: transmembrane transporter activity. Gene Ontology annotation, cellular component: membrane. NCBI's taxonomy places the organism in Eukaryota, Viridiplantae, Streptophyta, Magnoliopsida, Fagales, Juglandaceae. The transcript is spliced from 5 exons.
UCCUUCCUCUUCUUCGAAAACCACAAUAAUCACCACACUCCUCUGCUGAGCACAUCCCCUGCAUUUUAUUGCCAAACUCUACCUCUUCAACAUCAACAAUGGCUUGCUUAGAGUUGUGUAAGGAGGUUAAAUCCAAAGAAGGGCAAGAAGCACGCACUCUGGAUGGAAGUGUUGAUUGGCAUGGCCGCUCGGCAAUCAGAGGAAAAUCUGGAGGGUGGUUUGCUGGGAUUAUCAUACUUCUGAACCAAGGUCUAGCUACCCUAGCAUUUUUUGGAGUAGGAGUGAACCUGGUAUUGUUCUUGACAAGGGUCUUACAGCAAAACAAUGCUGAUGCUGCUAACAACGUGAGCAAAUGGACUGGAACAGUUUACAUCUUCUCUCUGGUUGGCGCUUUCCUUAGUGAUUCCUACUGGGGGAGAUACAAAACCUGUGCCAUAUUUCAGGUCAUCUUUGUCGCGGGUUUGGUAUCACUAUCACUAUCGUCAUAUCUAUUCUUGGUCAGACCUAGAGGUUGUGGGGAUGGAGAAACUCUAUGUAGUACCCCUUCAAACAUGGAGAUUGGAUUAUUUUACAUAUCUAUCUACCUUGUUGCCCUGGGAAAUGGAGGGUAUCAACCUAAUAUUUGUACGUUUGGGGCUGAUCAAUUUGAUGAGGAAAACCCCAAAGAAGGGUACUCAAAGGUAGCCUUUUUUAGCUACUUCUAUCUGGCUUUAAACCUUGGUUCCCUCUUCUCAAAUACCAUACUGGGGUACUUUGAGGAUGGAGGGAUGUGGGUUUUAGGAUUUUGGGCGUCUGCCGGCUCUGCCUUUGCAGCAUUAGUCUUGUUUCUUGUUGGGACCCCAAGGUACAGACACUUCAAGCCAAGUGGCAACCCUCUCUCCAGGUUUUGCCAGGUCAUAGUUGCUGCAGUGAAGAAGUGGAGGGUCGAGAUGCCACCAAGUGCAGAGGGCUUGUAUGAAGUGGAUGGAAAACAGUCUUCCACUAAUGGUUGUAGAAGGAUACUCCACACCCAUGGCUUCAAGUUCUUGGAUAGGGCAGCAUUUAUCUCAUCGAGGGACUUUGAGGACCGGAACCAGGGUGUUCAGAAUCCCUGGCGGCUCUGCGCAAUCACCCAAGUGGAAGAAGUUAAAUGCAUUCUAAGACUACUCCCAAUUUGGCUCUGCACUAUACUCUACUCUGUAGUCUUCACACAAAUGGCCUCUCUCUUUGUGGAGCAAGGUGCUGCCAUGAAAACUACCAUCUCAAACUUCCGAAUCCCACCUGCAAGCAUGUCUAGCUUUGACAUAAUCAGCGUAGCAGUUUUUAUCUUCCUUUACCGGCGAGUUCUUGACCCACUUGUCAGUAGAAUUAAGAAAUCAGAUUCCAAGGGACUCACUGAGCUUCAGAGAAUGGGCAUUGGCCUUAUUAUAGCUGUGAUGGCAAUGGUUUCAGCCGGGAUACUGGAAUGCUAUAGGCUGAAGUAUGCAAGAAAAGACUGCAGACACUGUGAAGGCUCAAGCUCCUUGAGUAUCUUUUGGCAAAUUCCUCAGUAUGCCUUUAUAGGAGCUUCUGAAGUUUUCAUGUAUGUGGGACAAUUGGAGUUCUUUAAUGCACAGACACCAGAUGGGUUAAAGAGCUUUGGAAGUGCACUUUGCAUGGCAUCUAUCUCUCUUGGGAAUUAUGUGAGUAGCUUGCUUGUGACUAUGGUAAUGAAGAUCUCAACUGAGGAUCACAUGCCAGGAUGGAUCCCAGGAAAUCUCAACAAAGGUCACCUGGACAGGUUUUACUUCCUGUUAGCCGCCUUGACAACAAUAGAUUUGGUUAUCUAUGUUGGUUGUGCUAAGUGGUACAAGUCUAUCAAGUUGGAAGGAAGAUUUGAAGAGAAAUAUGAGGCAGAAGACUUCAGAGUCUGAUGUAUAUAAGAACAUCGGCAAGACAUAUUAUGGCUCGUCGUACCAGCUUAUAUUAUGAAUAAGAGGAAUGGGAUAGCCCUAAACACUGGCAUAUGUUCCUGCUUGAAGAUAGAUGCAGUAAGAGAAACUCAUUCUCAUCUAAAUGUCUUACACUCGCUCCUUGCUGUUUCUCCAACACCUAACUCAGUGCAGCUAUUUCUCUCCAUGCUCUUGGAGCAAGCUAGGUUAUGCAGAGUUGAUUCUGAAGAGUUUGGCUUAAAGAUAUUUGCUUCCAUUUCUACAUUGGACAUAAAAAAAUUUGCUUGACAGAAGUUCUAAUGUAUGCCUUGGUUCUCUCUACAAAUUUCACAUCAUAUGGGUUCAUGAGA